GGGCUUUCAAGUUUCAGAUAGUUGAAACUUGAAAGAGAAGAACUCGAGUCAGACUCAGAACAACCAAGGAAGCAAGCAGAAACCGAGAUGAUGGAGGCACAGAAAUACGUAUGGGAAGGAGCAAUUCCAUUACAAAUUCAUCUCCAUGAAUCAGAAAUAACAAGCCUUCCACCACCAUCUCCAGCAUUAAUCUUAGCACCUAGAAUUGGUUACUUACCUCUGCUUCUUCCUCUUAUUAAGCCUUACUUCUCUUCUACUCUCCCUCCUGGACAAGACACUAUUUGGUUUGAUUACAAAGGAUUGCCUCUAAAAUGGUAUAUACCAACUGGGGUGCUUUUUGAUCUUCUGUGUGCACAACCUGAAAGGCCUUGGAAUUUGACGGUACAUUUUAGAGGUUAUCCUAGUAAUUUGUUGAUUCCUUGCGAAGGUGAAGAGUCUGUAAAGUGGAGCUUUAUUAAUUCACUGAAAGAGGCAGAUUACAUUAUCAAUGGAAAUUGCAAGAAUGUUAUGCACAUGUCUCAAUCUGAUCAAGUGGAGCUGUGGCGUUCUGUCAUGGAUGGUAAUUUGGAGAAAUAUAUGCGUGCAUCUUCAAAGCUUAAACUUGGAACAGUCACCACUGAUGAGGUAGAUAUGGUUGGGCAAGUGAAGGCAGGUAAAGUUCCAGUUAGAUUGUAUGUUUGGAGUGUUAAUGAGGAUUUUGAAGAUCUGGAAGAUGCACCAGAAGUUGAUAACUGGGAUCAAAUUUCUUAUAUAAAUCGUCCUCUCGAAAUUCACAAAGAAGGAAAACAUUUCACCCUUCACGAUGCACUGAAAAAUCUCCUGCCAGAAUUUUUUGGGGGCAAAUCCUUGAUCAAUGAUGAACCAUGCAUAGAAGAAGGUGAAGAUGCACAGAAGGUUUCAUCAGAAGAUGUAGGCAGCAGCACAGGAGCUGAAGAGGGGAAAGAAAUCUUUAACCAACCCGUGGAGUCUUGCUGCAACGAUGCUGAAAUCAAACUCGUCCGCAUCCAAGGGAUUGAACCAAAGAUGGAAAUACCUUUCUCUUGGGUGGUGAACAGCCUAAAGAAUCCUGAGCACUUUCUUCAUAUCUGUGUUUGUGUCAAAGUUCCAAAUGUAAAUGCUGCAUGAUAAGAAUCCUUGUUUUUCCAUUGAACAUUUUUAUAGCUUGCAAUUUGAGCGAGCUCUACUCUUCUAAAUUCAACCUCCAAAGAAUGCAGUUGUAUAUAAUUGUACAGGCAGUCACAUUGGUAAAUACGUUAUGUCACAUUUGCAAUUCUUCUUUUAA
This is a messenger RNA of Populus nigra (black poplar), 1282 nucleotides long. RefSeq names its product autophagy protein 5. Bases 88 to 1125 code for a protein of 345 amino acids. The record is from RefSeq and is a predicted model, not a curated record. Gene Ontology annotation, cellular component: cytoplasm; Atg12-Atg5-Atg16 complex; phagophore assembly site membrane. NCBI's taxonomy places the organism in Eukaryota, Viridiplantae, Streptophyta, Magnoliopsida, Malpighiales, Salicaceae. Gene Ontology annotation, biological process: autophagosome assembly; C-terminal protein lipidation; nucleophagy. The transcript is spliced from 7 exons.